This is a messenger RNA of Sorghum bicolor (sorghum), 1187 nucleotides long. RefSeq names its product 54S ribosomal protein L24, mitochondrial. NCBI's taxonomy places the organism in Eukaryota, Viridiplantae, Streptophyta, Magnoliopsida, Poales, Poaceae. The coding region runs from base 178 to 810 and encodes 210 amino acids. The record is from RefSeq and is a predicted model, not a curated record. The transcript has 3 exons. Gene Ontology annotation, molecular function: structural constituent of ribosome. Gene Ontology annotation, cellular component: mitochondrial large ribosomal subunit.
AAGCCCAAUACUGCAGCCCUAGCGGCCAGCCGAGUGGGAAGCAUCUCUCCGCCUCUCGUCCGGCACUGCAUCGCCCUGCCGCCCUAGCCCCUAGGCACCAAAACCUCGCGAGGCAACCGCCCGCCGGCGCCGCCGUCGUAGCAAGAGGGUGAGGUGAGGUCUAGAGGAGGGGGUAAGAUGUCGUUCCGGGCGCAGGAGAUGUACAAGAAGGUGGUGCGGCGUGUCGGCGGCGAGGGGAAGCUGCCGGCGGAGCUGAUGAAGUCUGUGAAGGACAUGCUCCCCGACAGCAAUGUCGUCAUGGGGCGGGCCAAGCGCGGCAUCUUCGCCGGGCGACACAUCCGGUUCGGGAACAAGGUCUCCGAGGACGGCGGCAACAAAUCAAGGCGAUCAUGGAAGCCAAAUGUUCAGGAGAAGCGUCUUUUCAGCUAUAUUCAUGACCGGCACAUUAGAGUCAAGGUUACCACACAUGCACUUCGGUGCAUUGACAAAGCUGGUGGGAUAGAUGAAUACCUCCUGAAGACACCUUACAAUAAAAUGGAUACUGAGAUGGGGAUAGUGUGGAAAGCAAAGAUCGAAAAGAUGUAUUCAGAUUUGGCCGAAAUGGAAGUAGGCUUCUUCCCUCCUGAGGAAGAGGCUAAGAUUAAAGAGGGCUUUGACGAGGUUCGUGCUGCCAAGAGGGACUUUCGUAGGGAAGCAAGACGAGCUUUGGCAAAGCAAAGGCAGCUAGAAGCAAGUAGUGCUGGUGAUGACCAAACGAGUGAAGUCACAGAUACAAAGGAAGAGGUAUCUGAUGCUGCUGCUAAAGUCUGAGCCUAAACCUAUGUGCCUGUCUUGAAUGAUCAUAGGAGUCAGCAAAUCAUUGGAUGUCCCUGGGCAAAUAAUGGAAGGCUUACUACAUGAUAUAAACUGGGGAAAGUUUCUUGUGCACUGACUAUACCCCUUUUUCGGGAGCAGUAGCGUAUGUUAAGCCAGCGUAUCCUUGCUGUUGUAAGCACUUCUUAUUUGGUGGAAAUUUUGUACAAUUAUUAAAAACUCAAGAGCCUGAAUUGUGGGGUAGUUUAUCUUGUAGAAUCUAUAUAUUAUCUGCAGCCUAACUGAAUUGCCAAAAUAAUAAUGCUUGACAUGAAUACACGAUCAAUGCUAAUUUGGCUAGAGGUCUGACGACAUCCUAGCUCAUUUCUGUUCCA